Rhopilema esculentum is the source of this 4194-nucleotide messenger RNA. RefSeq lists its product as uncharacterized. Gene Ontology annotation, molecular function: nucleic acid binding. The record is from RefSeq and is a predicted model, not a curated record. Gene Ontology annotation, biological process: DNA integration. Lineage: Eukaryota; Metazoa; Cnidaria; Scyphozoa; Rhizostomeae; Rhizostomatidae.
AUGCCGCAGCCUCAUGGCCCCUCAACGUCUACUUUGUUUGUCGAUGCAAAAAAUGCUGUUCUUUUGCAGACGGCCAAAGGCUACAUUUCUCCGGCCACGAAUUCUCAGCAAACGGCCGCGGCGCGUCUAAUUUUCGAUAGUGGAAGCCAAAGGUCAUACAUCUCCGCAAGAUUACGAGACUCCUUAGCCCUGCCAACCGUUGGCCGCGAAACAUUGACCAUAAAAACUUUCGGAGAAGAAGAAGGCGAAAUCAAGGUAUGUGACGUCACUCAGUUCUGUGUGAGAAGUCCAUAUAACGAUACGAUUGUCUACGUUACAGCUUAUGUUGUUCCCGUUGUCUGCUCACCACUACAAAAUCAGGAGAUAAAUUUUGCAACUCAAGCAUACCCUCAUCUUGCAACUCUCCCCUUAGCUGAUUUCCAAAUAUCCUCAUGCUCUUCAGAAAUUGAUAUUCUCAUUGGACUGGACUUUUAUUGGUCAUUCGUAUCUGGAGGAUGUAUAAGGGGGGAGAAAGGGGGUCCUUGUGCCCUUGAAUCUACACUUGGAUGGAUACUGUCCGGAGAAAUACAAAAUUGUAAGGAAUUAAGGCCUGUAUCCACGAACCUGACGCAAACACACGUUUUAAAGGUGGCAGAACGUACCCUAGACGACACAGUAUCUGACUUCUGGAAAUUGGAGAGUCUUGGAAUAGAUCAAAGGAGGGAAAACUCGGUCUAUCAACAGUUCGAAGAAGAGAUUCAAUUCAAGAACGGGCGUUACGAAGUUAAGCUCCCCUGGAAGCCGAACCAUCCUCUUCUGCCAGAUAACUACGUUUUGUGUCGCAAGAGACUUCAAGGACUGUCUCACAAAUUAAAGGCAGAUUCAAAUUUAAUGAAAGAAUACAGCUCUAUAAUGAAAUUACAAGAAGAAAUGGGCAUAAUUGAAAGGGUAAAGGACGACCAAGAAGCCCCAGUAGGCCAUACCCACUAUCUGCCGCAUCAUCCCGUCGUGAGACAAGACAAGUCAACAACAAAGGUUAGAAUUGUGUAUGACGCAUCCGCUAGCGUUGCUGGAGGAGCCUGCUUGAACAACUGCCUAUUCGAAGGACCAUGUCUCCUUAAGACAGUUGCAGAAAUUCUCGUCAAAUUCCGGCUUCAUCGAGUAGCUCUGACGUCAGACAUCGAAAAGGCGUUUCUAAUGAUAUCCAUUCACAACUCUGAUCGCGAUGUACUGCGUUUUCUGUGGUUCACGAAUAUUGAAGAAACAAUGGAGAUACAAGAGUAUAGAUUCUGCCGAGUGGUAUUUGGAGUUUCAUGCAGCCCGUUUCUUCUGAAUGCCACGCUCAGGAGACAUAUUGAAAGUUACGCCGCAGAAGAACCAGAAAUAUGCAACAAGCUCAUCAACUCUUUAUAUGCUGACGACAUAAACUCAGGAAGUCACACAAUCGAAGAAGCUUUUGAAUUGUAUGAAAAAUCAAAAAGAUUGAUGCAGAAAGGAGGUUUUAAUCUGAGAAAAUGGCGCUCCAAUUCGUCAGAAGUAAUGAAUGCAAUUCGACAACAAGAGAGCUCAGAUGCAGUCAACUGUGAAAACACUCGAAUGCAUCGCGAAGAUGAUGAAUCCUUCGCCAAAUCCACAACUGGAAAACUCACGACAGAAGAAGCAAGUGAUGCCAAGGUGCUAGGUGUUCCAUGGAACAGUGAAACUGAUGUGCUUAGCUUCAAGCUGUCACAUUUGGCUGAAUUAACAAAGGAAAACAAGGUCACGAAGAGAGCUAUUUUAAGAACAAUAGCGAGCUUAUUCGACCCAUUAGGACUAAUCACUCCCAUCAGCACACCCUUGAAAGUAUUCUUACAACAGCUUUUCGAAUCAAAGCUCGAAUGGGAUGAACAAGUUCCAGAGCAUUUCCAGAAAGAUUGGAUAGUCAUGAUGUCACAGCUCAAGCGCAUCGGGAAGGUGUCUGUGCCAAGAUAUUACUUCAGCGAUAUCCCAUCAAUUAAAAAACCCGAAAGAAUUCAGUUGAUUGGUUUCUGCGAUGCCUCAGAAAAAGCGUAUGCUGCUGUCGUCUAUGCCAGAGUUACAACGGACGAUAAAGCAUCUGUAACCCUUGUUAUGUCAAAGUCACGAAUUGCUCCUCUUUCUCGAAUGACUAUCCCUCGACUCGAGUUGUUAUCAUGCCUGAUUCUUGCAAGGUUGAUCACUGCACUCAAAGAAAUGCUCAGUCCCUUGAUAGAGAUAGACAUAUCACAUUGCUUUACCGACUCUAUAAGCGCUCUUUAUUGGAUCAAGGGAGCAUCAAAGGAAUGGAAACUUUUCGUGGAAAACAGAGUACAAGAAAUAAGAAAACUUGUUGGCCCUGAAAGGUGGUUGCACUGUAGGGGUAAAGAAAAUCCAGCAGACAUACCCACAAGAAAGGCGAGUGUGGCAAAGCUUGCAGAGGGAUCGACAUGGUGGAGAGGCCCAACUUGGCUUGCAAAUGAUCACGUAUCGAUUCCUAUAGCUCAAGAAUUGUUCGAGACAGAAGAGAUGCCAAGCGACUGCAGCAGCGAGUUGAAAGCUUCAGACCCUUCUAAGACAACGGUUCUAAGUACGUCCGCAGAGAUUACGCACAAUCUUCCAGAAAUAAUCCAUAUUGAAAGAUACAGCUCUUACAACAAGGUGUUACGAAUAACAGCGUACGUACUUCGAUUUAUCUACAACAUUAGAAAUAGAGACGACAGAAAAACAGAAGAACUCUCAGCUAAGGAAAUGGAAACGGCAGAAAAUAUCCUUAUUCAGUCCGCACAAAUGACCAUCAACAAGGCCUACGUCAAGAAAAUAGAGCCACAACUCGAUGUAUUCAAGGAUAAGGAUGGAAUUUUGAGAUGUGGUGGUCGUCUGAAUAAUUCAAAUCUAGAUGUUCAAGCCAAGAAUCCCAUAUUACUACCUAGAGACAGCCAGUUGACCAUCCUGAUCAUCCUUCAAAGUCAUUCGAACGUCAUGCAUAACGGCGUGAAGGAGACCCUUGCAGACUUACGAUCACGAUUUUGGAUUGUCAAGGGCCGUCAGCUUGUGAAGAAGACAAUCAGACCGUGCAGAUUGUGCAUCCGUAUCCAAGGCCAGUCAUACGGAGAACCGAAAAUGAGCCAACUGCCAGAUUUUCGCGUUUACGAGGCACACGCAUUUGACGCAGUCGGCAUUGACUUUGCAGGCCCUCUGUACGUAAGAACGGAAGACAAUUCACUGAAGAAGGUGUAUAUAGCUUUAUUUACGUGUGCUACCACUAGAGCGUUACACAUUGAAGUUGUACCAGAUAUGACAACCAAUACCUUUUUAUUGUGUCUCAAGCGUUUCGUUAGUAGAAGAGGGAUUCCAAGAAUCAUCGUAACAGAUAAUGCAAAAACAUUCAAAGCGGCUUCAAAAAUACUCGUCAAGCUCUUCAAGUCAAGGGAAAUAAGUAAUUACCUUACAGAUAGAAAGAUACGAUGGAAAUUUAACCUUGCUAAGGCCCCAUGGUGGGGUGGAUUCUACGAGAGACUAAUACGCGGAAUAAAAUCAUGUCUUAAAAAGAAUUUAUCAAAGGCGAAACUCUCUUAUGAUGAGAUACAGACCAUCAUUAUACAAAUCGAAUCGGUAUUAAACUCAAGACCUCUUACAUAUCUUUAUUCAUCGGAACUCGAAGAACCGUUAACGCCCUCUCACCUUGUAAUCGGGAGAAGACUACUUAGUCUACCAGAACGGUAUUUCGAAGAAGAUAUCGACUACAACGAGACGGCAGACGUUGCAAGAAAAAGGGAACAGCAUGUUGCUCGAGUUUUUCAGCAUUACUGGCGGCGCUGGAAGAAAGAAUAUCUAAUCGAUCUUCGGGAAUAUCACAAGGUGCCAAAUAAGACUUGUGAUAGACCAAAUAUCAACAUCGGAGAUGUCGUUACGGUUCAAGAUGAAAACAUUCGAAAUCGCAUUGAAUGGAAACUUGGUCGAGUUGCAGAUUUAAUCAUAGGACGCGAUGAUGUGACCCGCGGUGCCAGAAUUCAGCUAGCUAACGGAAAUUUCAUAGAACGACCAAUUCAAAAACUGUUUCCGUUAGAACUUUCUUCAGAGCCCAAAGAAGCCUGUGCGACCAAUGAAAAAACGACAAGGUCCGAGGACAAGCAAGAAAAAACAAAGAGAAAGGCAGCAGUCAUCGCGCAAGAAAGUAUUCGAAUUAUUGACCAGCUUGAGGAAGAUAACGAACUAUGA